AAUUUGGUCACCCGUCUGUCCUUCCUUCCUCUCUCCCUCUUUUCCUUCUUUCCUGCUUUUCCCUGCUCCCAGGCGGUCCGCCAGAGGCAACUGCGCUGCCCCGACGGAGCGCACUGGGAUCCGCACCGGGACCUGCACCGGGACCCGCACCGCGAUCCGCACAGGGCCGGCCCCCGCGGCCCCGCCGGCGCUGCCCGCCCCUUUCCCUGCUCUCCCUGCUCUGCUCAGUCCCGGUUUUCCUGCCGGGAAGAGCCGCGUCCCGACCUGCCGGGGAGGCAGAGCCCCGGGGCCCUUUCGCCGUGGGAAGCAAAGUAUGCUGGGAGCCGUGAAAAUGGAAGGCCAUGAGCACACGGACUGGAGCAACUACUACGGGGAGCCCGAGGGCUACUCCUCGGUGACCAACAUGAACGCGGGGCUGGGCAUGAACAGCAUGAACACCUACAUGACCAUGUCGGCCAUGAGCAGCACGGCCAACAUGACGGCGGCAGCCACCUCCAUGAACAUGUCCUAUGCUAACACGGGCAUGAGCCCCUCGCUGACGGGCAUGUCCCCAGGAGCUGGGACCAUGUCGGCCAUGGGCUCAGCUGGUGUGCCGGGCAUGGGCGCUCACCUGAGCCCCAGCAUGAGCCCCAUGGGCGGCCAGGCAGGCUCCAUGAACGCCCUGGCGCCCUACUCCAACAUGAACUCCAUGAGCCCCAUCUACGGCCAGUCCAACCUGAACCGCUCACGCGACCCCAAGACGUAUCGGCGCAGCUAUACGCACGCCAAGCCGCCCUACUCCUACAUCUCCCUCAUCACCAUGGCCAUCCAGCAGUCCCCCAACAAGAUGCUGACCCUCAGCGAGAUCUACCAGUGGAUCAUGGACCUGUUCCCCUUCUACCGCCAGAACCAGCAGCGCUGGCAGAACAGCAUCCGCCACUCGCUCUCCUUCAACGACUGCUUCCUCAAGGUGCCGCGCUCACCGGACAAGCCGGGAAAGGGCUCCUUCUGGACGCUGCACCCGGACUCGGGGAACAUGUUCGAGAACGGCUGCUACCUGCGCCGCCAGAAGCGCUUCAAGUGUGAGAAGCAGCUGGCGGCCAAGGAUGGUGCCAGCACCGGUGGCAGUGGUGGCAGCAAGAAAGGCCCAGGCCAAGCUCCCAACCAACCCCUGGGCGAGGGCAGCUCCUCGGGGGGCUCUGAUGGCUCCGCCGGUGCCGAGUCCCCAGCCAGCUCCUCGCCAUGCCAGGACCACAAGCGCGCCCUGGCCGACCUCAAAGGGCUGAGCCCUGGUGAGCCUUCGGCCUCACCAGGCCAGCACCUGCUGGCCCCGCCACACGCCGGGCUGGCCCACGAGGGCCACCUCAAGCCCGAGCAUCACUAUGCCUUCAACCACCCAUUCUCCAUCAACAACCUGAUGUCCUCCUCGGAGCAGCAGCACCACCACCCACACCACCAGCACCACCAUCCGCACAAAAUGGACCUGAAGGCCUACGAGCAGGUGAUGCACUACUCGGGCUAUGCCUCCCCCGUGCCCGCAGGCCUGGCCAUGGCACCCGUUACGAACAAAAGCGCCCUGGAGGCCUCACCUUUGGCCGGAGAGACUUCCUACUACCAAGGUGUGUAUUCCCGGCCCAUCAUGAACUCCUCCUAAGAGGGACAACGCUCCUGGAAAAAGGGGGAAACCCUUCCCCACCCCCCCAUACCCCUCGCAGUGGACUCUGAGCACGGUACAUAUCCAUAUAUAUAUCUAUCUAUAUCUAUAUCUAUUUUUUUUCUGUUGGCUCCAGAUGCUCACAUCCAUUAGGGAAUCUGCAGCCGUGUGGCCCCCUCACAAAUCCACCGGGGGGGUGCUCUGUGUGGAGUGGUUUGGUUUGGCAGGGUGGGCAUGGGGGGGUUCUCUGGGGCUUGUUUUGAUUUUUUCGUUGUCGUCGUCACCACGAGGUCUAAAUAUAUCUAUUUUUUUGUGUGCGAGUGAGGGGGACAAAACAUAAACCCCACCCGAGGCAGAACCAACCCCUCUUUCCUUGUGAAUAUUCCUAGUUUGGAAACUGAGGACCAAAAGACUUGUAACGUUGUAAAAAAUAAAAAAAAAAAAAAAAAAAGGGGGGGGUGGUGAAGAAAACGGGGGGAAAGAAAAAAAAAAAAGAAAAAUACGAAAAAAAAAUUUAAAAAAAGGCAGGAUAGAUCGUUGUAAUUGAAGCAAACGCUUGAUGUUCCCGGGAGAGUAAACUACUUGGACCUGAUUAA
Messenger RNA from Prinia subflava (tawny-flanked prinia), 2229 nucleotides. RefSeq names its product forkhead box A2 (gene FOXA2). Gene Ontology annotation, molecular function: protein domain specific binding; RNA polymerase II cis-regulatory region sequence-specific DNA binding; DNA-binding transcription factor activity, RNA polymerase II-specific. Gene Ontology annotation, biological process: regulation of transcription by RNA polymerase II; cell differentiation; anatomical structure morphogenesis. Bases 314 to 1633 code for a protein of 439 amino acids. The record is from RefSeq and is a predicted model, not a curated record. NCBI's taxonomy places the organism in Eukaryota, Metazoa, Chordata, Aves, Passeriformes, Cisticolidae. The transcript has 3 exons.